Esox lucius (northern pike) is the source of this 1179-nucleotide messenger RNA. RefSeq names its product prothymosin alpha a (gene ptmaa). Gene Ontology annotation, molecular function: histone binding. Gene Ontology annotation, biological process: positive regulation of transcription by RNA polymerase II; negative regulation of apoptotic process. The record is from RefSeq and is a predicted model, not a curated record. The transcript has 5 exons. Bases 121 to 453 code for a protein of 110 amino acids. NCBI's taxonomy places the organism in Eukaryota, Metazoa, Chordata, Actinopteri, Esociformes, Esocidae. Gene Ontology annotation, cellular component: nucleus.
CAGGUUGCUACUGGCACUAUAAGUCUUUUUUUUCUUUUACAGUGGUCGGACUGAGUGGAUCGUUUCAUUAUUUUUUUCCGAUCCCCUAUAACAUUUGUUAUAUUAGGCUAAGACAGAAACAUGGCUGACACAAAAGUCGACACUAGUACAGAGAUCUCUGCCAAGGACCUGAAAGAGAAGAAGCUUGUUGAAGAGGCAGAAAAUGGAAAAGACACCCCAGCCAACGGAAAGGCUGAGGCUGAGGAGAAUGGCGAACAGGACAAUGAUGUAGACGAGGAUGAUGAAGAUGUGGGAGAGGAGGAGGAUGAGGAAGAGGAUGUUGAGGGUGAUGAAGACGAAGAUGAUGAUGAUGAGGUCGAGGGUCGCGCAGUCAAGAGGGCAGCAGAAGAGGAUGAUGAUGAAGAUGAUGAGGAGGAUGUUGGAACGAAGAAGCAGAAAACUGACGAUGAUUAAGAGUUGUUUUAAUACUGCUGGAAGCCCCUGUAACUUCUCUCCACGGCCACCAAGCGUUAUGGAGGGAAACUGUGGUCAUCAUCAAGUAGAGUUCAACGUCCGUGUACACACACCCAACUGCAAAUUUUUUAGAAAACCCAAGACUUCAAAGUUCUACCUUCUUAACAAGAUACAGUACUUUAAAAGGAGAAUUUGUUUGUAUUUUUAUUUACAUUUUAUAUUUUUGUACAUAUUGUUAGGAGGUCAGCCAUUUUUCGAUAGUGAUCUCUGGUUACCAAACGGUGCUUUGAAGUUGAUGCUUCUCUAUGAAAUAGACUUUACUUGUGGUUUGACCAUGUCAUGUUAUCUCAACAGAAACUUGUACAAAUUUCAGAAAACAAUUAAAUUCAAAGCAUUCCAGUAACUUUGUAUUUGUACUUAAGUUGUACCAUACGUAGUUGGUUUGUAUGAGAUGGCAAGGCCAAAGAAAAGAUGUUUCUUUUCUUUAUGUCUGUUAAAUGGCUGUCUGUUGUGGCCUGUUCAGUGUAUGUGUGAAUUUGUUGUACGACAAUAAACCGGAAUUUUAUUUUGUGAGUUCUUAAUUUCUUCUGAUUAGUUUUUUCCUUUUCUUCUGUUUUUGACCUGUCGUAGAUGGGACUUCAUAAUGUUAUAUUAGAGUCAGCCACCUCAACUAUGAAAAUCAUCAUGCAGCUUUUGGCUCUAUAAUCUAUAAAAGUAUCCUUUUCA